AUGUUCAACAAAGCUGAUUUCACCACGCAGAAGAGCAGUGUCGUUGGUUUGAAAGAUGGAGAAGUAGAAAGGGAUUCCUACCUUAGGUCGCCAAGUUUACAGUUAAUAAUAUUAACUUUCCGCUGUUUCAAUAGCGCAGGGAUUGAUAAACAGCCGUCACAAAUGGCCUCCACAUCAACAAAUCUUGGGCGUCGUGGUGCACACCGCCAAAGACAAAACAGACGUACUCGGAACUCUAGCAUUGUUGUUAAUGUAGAUGACGAUGUUUCAACACCAAUAGCCACCUGUAUUGAUUUAACAGAAGACACACCAACUACGGGUGUAAUUGAUCUGACCAGGGGAGGCAAUAUAACUGUAAUGGACUCUCCAGUUGUGGUUCUGACACCAGCAGAUGGCAUUGGUCCAAUGAGGAGAAUACGAGGAAGUGGAAGACGAGGCAGACACAGAAGCAGCUCCAGACGUAGCAUUCAUGCAGAACUUUUCCCUUCGGGAGAUGGCCGCACACCACUAAGAUCAUCUUACGUUCUGUCAUCAGAAGACAGCGAUUCAGAUGAGUUGCCUGAUACACCAAUUAUGAUCUCAGAAUCAAAUGUGGCAGCCAAUGAAACUAUCAUGCGAUCCCCAGAAGGAGUGAAGAUUUCCUGCCCAGUCUGUUUAGAUGACACAAAGCAGAUUCAGCGGAGUGGAAAAAUUGUUAUGUCAACGACUUGCGGCCACAUAUUCUGCGAUCAGUGCAUCAAAGCAGCAAUUACUGCCCAACAUGCUUGUCCAACUUGUAGGAAGAAGCUGUACCAGCGCAACAUACAUCCUUUGUUUAUUUAA
This is a messenger RNA of Candidula unifasciata, 822 nucleotides long. Lineage: Eukaryota; Metazoa; Mollusca; Gastropoda; Stylommatophora; Geomitridae. The record is from the annotation of a GenBank genome assembly.